UGACGAAAACGAGAAGAAGAAGAAAAAAAAGAAGAGCUCAAUGGAGUCUCACUUGAUCGUCCCGUCCAUGGCUCUUCUGAUCUCCAUCUCCCUUCUCCUCCCUUCUUCCUUUGGCAGCGUGAUCUGUGAGGAUCUGCCGUUGGAUCUAUGUGCUUUCUCCAUCUCAUCAACAGGCAAACGUUGUCUUCUGGAGAUGAGUUUCCCCAAUAUGGAACAUGAAUAUCAAUGCACGAUGGCAGAUGUGAAAGUAGAAAGAAUUUCAGAUUGGAUUGAAACGGAUGACUGUGUAAAGGCUUGUGGUGUUGAUCGGAGUGCGGUCGGCAUAUCAUCAGACGACUUUCUUCAGCCGCGCUUCACUGCUAAGCUUUGCUCAUCAGCGUGUUAUCAGAGUUGCCCAAAUAUUGUUGAUCUCUACUCAAACCUUGCGGCAGCAGAAGGUGUCUACCUUCCGGACUUGUGCGAGGCCAGACGGUUGAACACUCGGCGGUCCAUAGUGGAGCUCAGAUCCGGCGUCGCAACCGGUCCGGCUGCUUCAGGCCUCGUCGCCGUUGCUCCGUCUACGGCAUAGUAAUCACUUGAGAUAUCUAUUAUCUGUGUCGGCUCUUAUUUAAAGACUGAAAGUGGAGUACUAUAGAGAUAUGUAAGGAGUUAGAAAAACUAAAAUAAUUAAUUUUAGAUGAAAUAGUUUCAUUUAUUUGCUAUCACAAUUUUAAUGGCAUGA
Dendrobium catenatum is the source of this 721-nucleotide messenger RNA. RefSeq lists its product as uncharacterized. The record is from RefSeq and is a predicted model, not a curated record. The transcript is spliced from 3 exons. The coding region runs from base 41 to 568 and encodes 175 amino acids. Lineage: Eukaryota; Viridiplantae; Streptophyta; Magnoliopsida; Asparagales; Orchidaceae.